Messenger RNA from Gaeumannomyces tritici R3-111a-1, 518 nucleotides. RefSeq lists its product as hypothetical. Lineage: Eukaryota; Fungi; Ascomycota; Sordariomycetes; Magnaporthales; Magnaporthaceae. The transcript is spliced from 3 exons. The coding region runs from base 1 to 417 and encodes 138 amino acids. The record is from RefSeq and is a predicted model, not a curated record.
AUGGACUCGACGCCGUCGCAGGAUUUCGUGAGCCUCCAGUCGAGGGUGUCAAGUGACGAUACUCCCCAACCCACAGUUGGGGGUUUCAAACGAGAUGCCGCUGGUUUCCGUGACCCCGGCCAGCUCGCCGCCGCCACCACCUGGCUGAGACCUCUUCCGAGAGGCCAGCCGCUUUGGCCUGCCACUGCCGCGGUCAAGCAGGAGCUAACAUCGCCUGCCAGGACGCGUACAGCUUCGAGACUUGCCGAGUUUGCCUUGGCUGUUGCUUCAGCCUCGACGGCGCCAUUGCCGCAGGGGGGCACAGCAACGGACAACGCCGUCCCCAUCUCGCUUCCCGAUGUCUUCCACAUGGCAUUGCACAGGCCGGCAGAUCUUCGGAUGCCAGCGCGUGGACGGUGUCCCUCGCACGCGCUUUAGUGCCUUCCAUGGACAAUGCUCUCAAAUUUAGUCCGGGUUCUCAUUCGAUAAACAGUAACAAUGGCAUUCAGGGCACCACAAACCGAUUGGAAAUGUUCUCU